Molecule: messenger RNA, 948 nt
Organism: Cucurbitaria berberidis CBS 394.84
Lineage: Eukaryota; Fungi; Ascomycota; Dothideomycetes; Pleosporales; Cucurbitariaceae
Exons: 1
Coding region: 108-632 (174 amino acids)
Source: RefSeq, a predicted model, not a curated record
CAGAUGCUUGGUCCCAACAGUACGGGUCGCUGCCGUCAGCCGAAGUAUGCUGACCGACUCUUGGGCGAAGAAAGGGUGGUGUGAAGAAGAAUGGUGGUGGGUGGGGGAUGAGCUUGGAGAGCACAAGAGGUUGCUCGAGUUUAGGCGGGAGGAGUGACGUUGACAGCCACGAGUCCCAGGAGGCAGGUGCGGCUCGACAGGCAGCAGGCGCGACUUGGUGCGGGAAGGGCGCUAUUAGGAAGGUACAAAAGAGACUCGUCUUGCUCGAGUGCUCGAGAUCAGGACGGCAGACGGGACGGAGGACGGUGGAAGGCCGCGCUGCUGUGGGCUGGAUGGCGGCGGGUCGAGCGUGUUUCAGGACUCGAGAGGGUCCGAGGGGCUCACGACGGCGGUGGGGACAGAGAGGUGAGGCGCAUGCGCGCACGGCUUGCCGAGAAGAGGAAUACGCUCCAGCGGUUCGAGGAAUAUUUGUUUGGACUGAACUCCCGCCCUCGUUUGCGUGUAGGCGGAAUCAACCCGGUGCCGCGACCAAUAGACAGCCCGGUGAAUGUGUUGGAUGGAAAAGAUGGGGGGGCAGCGAGUGUGAGGAGAGCUGGCCAGAGAGUACUGGGGAGCAUGAGGCCACAAGAUAGGAUGAAAGGCACUUCGUCGAGCACUCCUGCACAAGCGCUGAGCCUACCAGUCUUUAUGACUGGCUCCAAACCUUGUUUCGAGAUCCGCUGGCAACGUAAACACUUCUCAUUCGGGGGCCUGAGCAUAUGCGCUGGGUGCAUGCGGUUGGUCUGCGUCUCCAGCCUGCCGCCAAUGCCCACCACCACAGCUCCUCAACCAUCUGCUCCAUGCCUGACGUCGGCGCGCACCCAAAAACAACACUGUCAAUACAGCCAUUGUGCACCAAGGUAGCCUUCUGCGAAUAGCCACGUUCCUCCUUCGGUAAGCCAACCUGCC